GAACAACUACGAGCUGAAUGAAUGAAAGAGAGAGAGAGAAAUACUGAGGAUCAGAGAGAGAUAACUAGGGACAAAGAGAGAUAAAAAAGGAGAGAGAGGUAAAGAGAGAUAUAAAGAGGGAGAUAUAUAAAAAGGGAGAGAGGUAAAGAGAGACAGAGCUCAAGAGAGAUACAGAGAUAAAGAGGGAGAGAGGUAAAGAGGGAGAUAAAGAGGGAGAGUUAGAGAGAACACUGUGGGAGUCCCCGUUGCUAAGCUGCAACUUGUGAGCAGGAAAGGGGAUAUAAACACGCUCUGUUGGGUGUAUUAAAUGUCUGGUUAGAAUUAUGACUUCAGGAGUCUGAACGGAGGUGAGACUUUUCUAAAACAUGGAGUUUCUACUGUCUCCGGAGUUUAAAUAUAAAGCUGCAUUAUUAGUUAACCAGCUCGUCGUGUUCAGAGCGGCUUUCUCUCGGUACUGAAAUGUUCCUGAGUGAGAGAGAGAGCUAAAGCUGGAGCUGAAGUUAUGUCCAGGCUGAAGUUCACUCUGAGCAGCUUCCUGAGGAAGAGAAACGGUGAGGGAGUUCAGCAGUGGCCGGACGGAUCCAGAUAUGAAGGACAGUUCGUGGAGGAUCUGAAACACGGACAUGGUGUUUACACCUGGCCAAAUGGACAGUCGUAUGAAGGAUCCUUCUACAAGGAUUUCCGCCAUGGGAGUGGAACGUACAUCUGGCCCGAUGGUUCCCGAUUCACUGGGAAGUUCUAUCUGAAUCGCAAAGAAGGAUACGGGGUCCAUGUGUUUCGGGAUGGAACCACUUUUCAGGGCCUUUUCCAUGCUGAUAAGCGCUUUGGGCCUGGGGUGAUUACCUACGUGGAUGGCCGGCAGGAAGUGGGUGUGUGGUACAGGAAGUGGCUGUUCCGUCUCUGCACCAGAAUAGAGGGAGCCUUCACACUCCAGGACGUCCCAGGAUACACGAGCAGACUAUCCAAACAUAAACACCUAACCCAGAAUGAAACAGAAAUAUCCACCAAGCUGAUUGAUACGUCUCUGCUGGAUGACCCUUCUUCACUGGAGGAUGAUGGGUUUAUUCUGCCUCCGGACAUCUUUUAUUACUGCACAGACUCAGACCACCUGCCCAUAACCCAUAGCCUGCGGAAAGAGCUGGAUCUGCUCUUCUUUGGCAGCAGUGAUUUUGUUACCCCAACGUUUCCUGAGGACAUGCCUCUGCAGCUACGAAUCAAGGCUCAUAUCAAUGUACACAGAUUUGAGGCUAAAGGGCUGUCCUGGGAGGUUGCUGCUGUCCUGGCCAUGAACAGAGAACCAUUUGGGCCCAAAGGUCCUCUGGAGCUCAGCUCAGAAAGAUUCAUCAGAGAAGCUUCCUUAGGUGUCCCCUCUGCUAUACGUCACCUCCUAAAAGACGGGAACAUCCACCCAGAUGUCAGUGACGCAGGAGGCUUCACUGCCCUCAUCGCUGCGACAGUCAACUGUCAUGAUGAGGUGAUCCACUUGCUGCUGGACAGUGGAGCAGACGUGGAUAAGCUGAAUGAGGAGGGCAUGUCUGCUCUGGCAGUGUGUGCAGUUCUGUACUACCCGUUCCAGUCUCUAAUCGAGACAGAGGCUGAGAGAACUCCAGACUCUUCACACACUCCAGGAGGGGACACCCCUAAGAUCAUAACCUCUUCAACCCUGACCAGCACCUCUCUGGAGGAGCAUGAAGGACAAGGAGACACAGGCAGCCAAACAGGUCCGCUGAAGCCAGAUUCUUUACCUGAACAUUUCAGCUGUGCUGUGGAAUCUAAAGCCUCAGAGCCCUCAGAGGACAGUGCCUGUCCAAACAAAGCUGAGAUGGCUCUUCAGGACACUGAAUCUCAGGCAGUGGAAGCUGCUGAACUCUUGGAGGAGGCCCAGCUGAACACGGUGAGCAGCUCUCUGCAGGUGCUGGAUGGGAACACCCCUGUCGACGCCCUAACCAGACAGGAGGGAGAGCCUGAGGAACAAGAUGGGUUUUCCAAACAGCAAAAUCUGGAGCCAAAGAUAGAAGUGGCAGUAUUUGGAAUCUCAGUGGAGGAUGCUGUAUUUGACUCUGCUUGUUCCGUGGCUAGCCUUCAUAUUAACGUCACAGAGGGCAUCAAGCAGCAGAUGGCUGAGGUCCUGUGCCAAGCAGGCCACGUAAAGCCUGCGGAAACCCUGGAAACUGUCCGCGUGAUGGCGCUCAUGAAGACUGAACGUCAGAGCCGCUGGUCCACCCUGAAUCUGCUGCUGAACAGAGGCUCUGACCCCAACAUCUCCAGCGUCCCAAUGCCUGUCAUCUUCUUGUCCAUUAAGGCGGGUGAUGUUGAGGGCGUGCGGCGGCUGCUGGAGUGCGGCGCUCGCACAGACUUGCCCUUAACCGCCAAGCUGAAGGGUCUAUAUCCACUACACAUGGCGGCUGGUCUGCCGGGGCCAGAGGGGCCAAAGAUCACGCAGAUGCUCCUACAUGGACUUGCGGACCCUGAUGCCAAAGCCCAAGACGCCAGUGAGGUGUUUCACCUGGACAGAAGGUGCAGAUUUGGGGCCCAGGUGGGUUAUGAGACGAGUCCCAUCACAGGCUCUCGACCUCCAGCCUGCAUCUACACGUCCUCCUCAGACGUCCCAGAGGAAGGAGGCAGGACUCCACUUCACGUAGCCUGUCAGAGGGACAGUGAUUUUUCAAAUGCCAGAGAUGUGGUGUCCACUCUCCUCUCCCACAAGGCGAGUACCAACCAUCUGUGGAGCGGUCAUUCCCCUCUCUCACUGGCCAUCGCCAGCGGCAACGACCUGGCUGUUGAUGAGCUUCUGGCUGCCGGAGCCGACCCCAAUCUGCCCCUCUCCCGCCAUGUGGGCAGUGCUCUGUGCGCCGCCGCCAACUUCAGCUACGACUGUGGCUCUAAACCUCACAACAGACUCAAACUGAUUGAGAAGCUGAUAAAGGCCGGUGCCAACAUCCUGAUGCCUGUGGUGGUUGGUGAGGGGCAGAAGUGUACAGUAGGAACGGCAGUGGAUUAUGCCUAUUAUCAGUUUAAACAGGACCAGAGAAUCUGCGACACCCCGUACCAUGUCCUAAACCAGCGCGAGAGAGAGACCUACAGUGCCCGCAGGAAGCUGCUCGACGCACUGAGCGUCCUGCUGAGGCAGGCUGUGAUCAGCAUGGAGAAACAGCAUCUGGAAGAGGAGCAGAGCCAGGACAUACAGAUACAGAGUGUUAGUCCCUCAGAGACAUUUAUGUGUGCCUCAGCUGAAGCAACAUCCCCUCAAACCAGAGAACAGACACACAGAAAAACAGCUCCACAACGGAAACCUCUGUUUAAAUACUGCUACCAGUGUGGCCGCUCGGUGUGGGUGGUCCUGACAGCCUGUAGCCGUUGCCGUAAGGUGUUUUAUUGCAGUAAAACGUGCAAGAUGAAGGCCUGGAACGAACGGCAUAAGGAGGAGUGUAUUCUUCUGGCAGGCACUGGAAGUGUUGGAGGCAGAUACUUUUCUGGGGAACCGCGUUGUCAUCUCACCAGCAGAAGCUCCAAGAAAGGCCAGGAAAGAGCUAAGAAUGGACAGGAAAGUUAUAAAAAAGGACUGAGUAGUUAUAAGAAAACACUGGAAAAAUCUAAAAAAGGACUGGAAGGCUCUAAGAAAGGCAAGAAUCUUCAUCUCAGUCUGGAGAAACCAGACCUAAGUCAUUCAUCAGCACACAGACACAAGCAUGACCCCAAAGAAAAUUACAGUUUUAUUUGAGAUGUGAUACAAAGACUAUGCAGGUGAGAGAGAAAGACAUUUCAUACAGAGUCCCAUUAAACGCCAGCAUUUCUGUAAAUACAGGGCAGAGAAACUUCUGUGUAAUGGCAUUUUAAAAAAAGCAUAGUGAUGAUACAGAGCGUUUGAUGGACCUUUACAUUUUUUGUUUCAAUCUUUGUAGGACAGUUACAUUCAGUGCACACUAAAAUACUGUCAGAAGUCUAUUGGUAAGUCUUAGUACAGGAAUAAGUCAACAGUGUGCCAUAUAGAGAGGUUUUAAAGUAAAGGCUUGAAGUGGAGCUGAAAGUGGAAGAGGCAACGUGGUUCUAUUAAACGACUGUGUUCUUUCAUUCA
This is a messenger RNA of Astyanax mexicanus (Mexican tetra), 4075 nucleotides long. RefSeq names its product ankyrin repeat and MYND domain containing 1 (gene ankmy1). Lineage: Eukaryota; Metazoa; Chordata; Actinopteri; Characiformes; Acestrorhamphidae. Gene Ontology annotation, molecular function: protein binding. The transcript has 17 exons. The record is from RefSeq and is a predicted model, not a curated record. The coding region runs from base 503 to 3721 and encodes 1072 amino acids.